Perca flavescens (yellow perch) is the source of this 1036-nucleotide messenger RNA. RefSeq lists its product as uncharacterized. Bases 1 to 855 code for a protein of 284 amino acids. The transcript has 4 exons. Lineage: Eukaryota; Metazoa; Chordata; Actinopteri; Perciformes; Percidae. The record is from RefSeq and is a predicted model, not a curated record.
AUGCCCCUCUCUGUGAAAGCUGCUACACCUAAAAACAUUUGCCAUCGUAAGCCUAAGAAGCAAUUUACUGAGCCAUACCACAAAGGCCUCCUGCCCAAAAGCAGCCACCAUUCCUUUGUUCCAGACUUGCCUUACCCGGACACUGUAUCUGCCGAUCCUAACACCGCUGCAGAGCAACUAACGGCGAGCGAAGACUUAGAGUCCUUGCAUUGGUCGUCGUCUAAGUGUGAUUUCACACAUAGUACACCAAAGCCCUACCAGCCACCAAGUGUCUCCAUUGAGAGGGAACAAAAGGAUACCCUUUUACAAAAGACAUCUGAUGAGACAAUCCAUGCCAUAGAAGCAGGAGAAGGGUCUGAAGACACCGGACUAACAGCGACAGCCCCUACAUCACACCAAACAAAUUGGGAAGCUACAGGAGAAGGGUCUGAAGACACCGGACUAACAGAGACACCGCUUACAGCCCACCAAUCGAGUCAGGCAGCUUUGCAGGAGGUCCCUGAAUAUAAUGUAGGUGAAUACCUCUUUAACUGUAUCUAUAGCACAGAGGAAGGCCCCGAUUAUGUCAGCUGUAUACCACACACCUCUGUCAUAACUGUGUCAGAUAAAAAGUGUAACAGGGGUAAUACCUCAAUAACCAAUCCUGUAAAUGUAUUAGAGGUUAACGUUCCAUUCCUUGAUAAGCAAGCAGUACCUAAUUAUAUUACUAACAACCAGUUUGAACACUGUGGGGCACUAGGAGGUCGUGAGCAGGUAACAUUGCUUCAGGGUGAAGAGCUUUUUGAGUACUGUGUCAACACUACACCUCAACAACCUGCGUCAGAUGUCAUUAUAAACAAAUAUAAUCGGAAUUAGCCGAAUUACGAAAACAAAACCAUGCUCUUAUGAAUAAAUUAGAUGUCUUGCAAACAGUUAACACACAAUUGACUGGUUUGGUCACAGACUUUGGCACAACUCUGGCCAGUCAGGUCAGAGCUAACACGCAUUUGGUUGAUUUGGUCACAGGGUUUGGCACAAAUCUUGCCUCUCAUGUCAG